AUUACACGUUACAACGAAAAAUGGAGCGAUUAAUUCUGAACUCGCCCCUGAAUAGAACUACGACGUAAGCCCGUUCUAGUGCCAUUUCGUGCAGAACAGUUCAAGUGCAUCACACUCCAGAGCAGAAACUGGAAAAGUUCGCUUACCAGUGCGGAUACCAAAAUCGCCCUCCUAUUCUAUUGUCAAUAAUUAUGUCAAUAUGCCAAAUAGUCGACUUUGUUGUUGUUUUGUUUUUAUUCAAAUCAUAAAUUAUUAGAUGUUUAAUUAAUAAUGUUUCUACCAAUUAAAACACCACCAAAAUAGUUUUAAUUUAUUGUUCAAGUUCAAUUCAAACACAUUAGAUUCUUUUGUAUUAGAAUCACAGUGCAUCGUGAUGGAAAACCAACAUAAUUGUUACCCAUUGUAAGUAACGGCAAUUCAAACAUGUCAUCCAAUCUAAAUACUUAAUAAUUUGAGUAAAGUUAACGUAGGACACGUCCGCUUGACCUCGGACCCAAUCGCUACACAUUUUUUUUUGCGUAGGUACACCCCACGCCUUCCACAUCCACACACUAACUCACUACCGAGUCGAAACGAGGCUGACCUAAUGAUCUCGCAGGAGAGAGAUGGCAAAGUAUCAUAUGACUCGACUGCACGUGAUUUUUAUUUAUUGUUUUCACUGCUGGCAUCGAAUCAGACUUGACUCGUGCUGAUUCAACCUCUACAUGAAUGUGAAUAGUGCAGGGUCGAUGGUAUGGCUCUUUUCAAUAAACUGUUUUCAGGACUUAAAAUUGUACAACAAAAUUGUCAUGACGAUGAACCUAUCAGUCAUAGAGUAUCAUCAUUUGGUGUUGAACAAGUACGACUGGUACUUUUCAGAGAGUGCGAUUUUAGAGGCCGUAAACUCCUAUUCGAUUCUAAUGCUACCGCAAAGAUUCAGCUGGAAAAAGCGGAGACGGAUACAAAGUUCGUCGAAGUUUGUAACGGAUAUGGGUAUUUAGUGGUUGCCAAAAAAAAUGCUGACUACGAGCAACUAUCUGAAAUGGUUUUUGGAUCAGUUGCAAUGAGUUUUCGUGGUACUUUUUUAAAAAUUCAUAGUCUCAAGGAGCCUAAUCGAAUCAUGUUUACUCAGGUCUUUCCAAGUCCUCAUAGUAAACGCCCUAAAACUUCAUCAACAUCAAGCAUUCAGUCUCAUUCAUCCACACAAAGCAACUUUGAACAUUCCAUUAAACUAGAUGAUUCUGGAAGAAAUAGUGCUUUUUCCACUAGCGACAGAUUGUCUGAUAGAAGUACAGCUUCGGAUACUGUUUUAGUUUAUCGAAGGCGUCAAAGCAUUCCUCUAGACGUUCCCGGGAGGGUUUCCAGCGGCUCAAAAAACAGUUUAGUGGUCGAUUCUGGAUGUGCUGACCAGUCAUUUUCAAGUUUAAGUACUGGGCCUUUGAAUUUUCCUACAUGGGAAUCUACAUUUUCCAAUAAAGAUCUUUCGGCUAUUUCCUUUUCAUCAAGUGGUAUUUUUAGAAGACUACUCAGGAGUUCUACUAGAUCCUUACAGGGUAGUUCUACAUCAUUGCCAAAUUCCUCUGAGGGUAUUCACAAAAGUCACCAUCAGAAAACAAGUAAAUUGGGGUUGACAAUUAGCAUAGAAUUGCCUUCGGGAAAAGAAAAAUUUCUAACCCAAUUUCUAAUGGAACACAUUGCCUUAAUUGAAUCCUUGAUAUGGCGCACCCAUCAUUCAGUGACUUUAGCCUACCAUCGCCCAUCCUCUUUUAUUUCGUUCAUGAUGGAAGUGGCCCAGAGUACUGCCGAAUGGUUAGUGAAUUUAUUAAACGCCCCAGGUUUGAUGACAAACUUGUGGCAACGUCUCUCUUGCAACUGUGAUACUAGUGUUAAUGCAUUUAUAUCUCAUUUAAGUGACAAUAGUGCCAAUUUGUGCCGGUCGUUUCAAAACCAAACCAGUGAUACUAGCAGGGAUCGUAGUUUAUUUCUGGGCUCUUUUAGUGGCCCACCAGUGUCGAGUACCAUUGACAUAAUGGGAUUUAAUUUUAGUAAAUUUUUAAAGACUGAUUCAAAUAAGGAUGUUGUUAAAAAAACUGCGGAAAAUAGUGAUUUUGUUGGUGAUGGAUUUUUGAAGCAAUUUUGUGAGCUGGUGGAGGCGUUUGAUGUUAAAGAUACCAACUUUUUCAUCAGCACACUCCUAACUGCAGUCCUCACCCAUCAUCUCGGCUGGGUAGCAACCGUUUUUCCCCCAUCCCCACUAGAAACUGAAUAUUAUAAUAAAAACUUCAAACAGCCUUAUAACGCUCUCUGGAGCCAAUUAACAGAUUUAUACGGAGCUAUAGGUCACCCUGUAAAAACUGCUCAGACUGUGAUAACUGGAAGUAACAAAAUCAACGUCUCUAAACUAUUAAGCGCUCUUACCUAUUUUAUAAGAUUCAGCAAUGUGGAGCGAAAGCAAUUUUACAGGCCUUACGUACAAGGAGAGAAUAAGACAGCAGAGUUACUAUGUAUUAAAAGUAAUUCAAUAUCAAAGCAAAAUUAUAAGAAAUAUGAGGAUCAUUUAAAAGAGUUGUUAGUGCCCGAGUCGCCUAAACCUGGAUGUAGUAGUGAGGAAAAACCUUCUUGUAGUCAAAUGAAAGAAGUUUUGAUCCUACAAGCAGCUAAAGGGUUGAGUAAAAUUAAAUCAAGUGGUGGUUUAGCUGGAUUGAUACCAGAAAACCCAAAGUUAUCAAAAGUAGCUUCUAAUUUAGGUAAUAUUUCAGUUGAAGCGGAUUGUGAUGAAAAUCAAAAUAAAAAAUCUUUAGCUAAAUCGAUUAAAUUUAAUAAUUUGACAUUGUUAGAACAAAAGACUGAAAAUGUUGAAAAUAAUAAUAAUUGUGAAAAUAAUAAAUCAAAAAACGUAAUAUUCGUUUUGGGUGAAGAUGAAACAUUAGUUGGAUUCAAAAAGGAUGAAGAUAUUGCCCCAACAAAGAUGGAUAUUAAAGUGGGAUCUGGAGCCAAAAGAAAGGUUUCUUUAGCCAAAAGACCUUCAUCUUUGAACUUAUCAAAAACCAGUUAUGAACUUUUUAGUGAAAAUCAAUCAGAAUCUAUUUGCCCGUAUAUGCAUCCUUCGUCUUCAUACGAAUCUCUUUGUAUAGAUCCAAGUGAGAAACCUUCCAAAAAUUCGAAUAUUAGAGCUCAAAGUGAACCACCCGAAAUACGAAAAGUAGCACCAUACUCUCGAGUGAAAUUCAAUUUGCAACAAUACCCUCAAGUCGUUAGAAACUACAUGAAAAGCAAAAAUAUCGAAUUAGAAGGUUUGAGUUUAGGCGAAAAAGUUUUUGAUAAGUUUGCCACAGUGCAAAACAAUAUUAAACUGGAUUUGUCUGGAUAUGAAACUGACGGGGAAGAAGUGGAAGCUUUGCAGACUCCUUCGAAUGCUUCAGAAUUGGAAUUUAGUCCAGAUAUGGGAACGGAUGAGGUGAGGGAUUCAAGGGAAGCAUCUCCAGUUGGAUUGGAGAAGCUUAUGAAGAUAGUCGAUAUUCCCAUGCCAAAGUCUAUGAUUAGUGAUAAUCAAGAAUCCUCAAUGCCAUACACCUCAACAGUAAUCAAAGGAAUUGUGGACACGUUUAUUCCCGAUAUGGCACUACAGGGGGUUGUAAGCUCCAAGCAACAAUGGUAUUCGGAGUUGAAAAGUAAUCUGGCAAUGAAUGCUCAACAUUCCUUAUUGGAUCAACCUGUUGAUGAAGCAUUAGCCAUUGUGGCUAAUACGGAUACAUGGGAAGUACAAGUUUUAUCUAGUCACACAUACGUCAUCGACAAAGGAACCAAUGGCGUUAGAGCUGGGAUGUCCCAAUUGGUCGCAAACAUGUUGGAAUCUCUAUUACAAAUGUGGAAAUUGAACAUUCCUACUCAAUAUUGUAUGUUACAUAUUGAACAAAGACUUCAAGAACUUUGCGUGCGCUCCAAAGCGUUAGCGGAAAUGCUUCUAUCCAGUGAGUUUUGUAGCAUAGAAAUGCUCACUUCGACUCUUCGGAUUGAAGUAAACGACGUUCCGCUUCUUAUGGCGGUGGCUUCCACUCAUUCACCAGAAGUUACUCAGAAAUAUGGACUAAGUUUUCAUUAAUAAUAUUUUUUAUCCUGAAUAAUUAUUAAUAAUUGUUGAUUAUCUAACUUUUAAGCGCAAAUUUUUUACCAAAUGCUUGUGAAUUAUUAGUUUAAAACUUAAUUAGGUACUGAAUAGCUACUUACGUAAGGUUGUAUAGGUGAAUUUUUAGUUAGUUUUUUUUUUUUUUUUUUUGUUGUGAUAACGUGAUAUUUUUCCUUAUAUCUGAUUCCUAUAAUUAUUAUUUGUUUUGUUUAUUUUAUAUAUUUUAUUGGUUAAACUAACAUUAGGUGACAUAAUUCAACAAUUUUUGUUGUGGAGUUUAUAAGUUGUUCCAAUUAUUUUAAUACUGUUUAUCUUUUUUUAUAUUCCGACAAUAAAAUAUGGUUUUGAAAAAC
Ceutorhynchus assimilis (cabbage seed weevil) is the source of this 4458-nucleotide messenger RNA. The record is from the annotation of a GenBank genome assembly. NCBI's taxonomy places the organism in Eukaryota, Metazoa, Arthropoda, Insecta, Coleoptera, Curculionidae.